GCUCCAUCAACUCAUUCAUCUUCUUUCCAUGCCACACAGACGGAUCAAGAAGAGCAGAAAAAGUACAACAAAAGACACCAUAGCGAUGGGAGCGGCGGUGAAGCGCGCGAGGGAGGAGGAGCCGGUGUCGCUGGCGCUGGCGCUCACCACGGACUCGGCGGCGUCGUCCACCACGUCGGCCGACUCGGCCGGGGCGGCGCCGGCCAGGAAGAGGGCGCGGCGGGGCAGAGUGGUGGCCACGUCGGGGGAGGGGGAGUUCGUCUGCAAGACCUGCAGCCGCGCCUUCGCCACGUUCCAGGCGCUGGGCGGGCACCGGACCAGCCACCUGCGCGGCCGCCACGGGCUGGAGCUCGGCGUCGGCGUCGCCAGGGCCAUCAAGGAGCGGAAGAAGCAAGAGGAGAAGCAGCACGAGUGCCACAUCUGCGGCCUCGGCUUCGAGAUGGGCCAGGCGCUGGGCGGACACAUGCGCCGGCACCGGGAGGAGAUGGCGCUGCGCGGCGGCGACGACGGCGAUCAGUGGGUGUGGCGCGGCGUCGGGCUGCCGGAUCAGGAGGCGGUGGCGCACCAGGCCGCCGCCAAUUACGAGCCGCCCGUCUUGCUCGAGCUGUUCGUCUAGGUAGCUAGCUGGAUCUGCUAGUAGUUAUACAAUUUCUUGAUGGAGGAAAUCACUUGUAAAUGUCUUUGAUUAGGAUGAUAUUAUGAGAUGUAGGUUAAUUGUUGGGCAUUGUAAUUACAAAUUUACGGUUCGAUAGAGUACGUUUUGCCGGUUGGCGUUUCUGUUCUUGGAAUUUUGCUUUGGAUUGGCACAUUUUUUAACCGAUCGACUGGAGGUUUGUGGAUCUCGUAUGCACUUGUA
Triticum dicoccoides is the source of this 856-nucleotide messenger RNA. RefSeq names its product zinc finger protein ZAT12-like. The transcript has a single exon. Lineage: Eukaryota; Viridiplantae; Streptophyta; Magnoliopsida; Poales; Poaceae. The record is from RefSeq and is a predicted model, not a curated record. The coding region runs from base 29 to 616 and encodes 195 amino acids.